Messenger RNA from Achroia grisella, 1020 nucleotides. RefSeq lists its product as uncharacterized. NCBI's taxonomy places the organism in Eukaryota, Metazoa, Arthropoda, Insecta, Lepidoptera, Pyralidae. The transcript has 2 exons. Bases 108 to 863 code for a protein of 251 amino acids. The record is from RefSeq and is a predicted model, not a curated record. Gene Ontology annotation, cellular component: myosin II complex.
GAUUGUCAAAAGCACGUGAACAAUAUUAUACCAAUUUCUUUCCAGUUUUUAUUAGCAAAUAAUGACGUAAAUAGUUUACAAUUACUUUAAAAAAAUUAUUAAGUGCAAUGCCGCCUAAAGGUAAAGUUAAAGGUAAGGGGAAGGAACCACCUCAGCCGGUUCAAGUUGCAGGCCCUCCACCAAAACCAAAGAAACCACCGCCUCCACCUGCAUGCUUUACUAACGAGGACUUGGUUAAAUUUAAGGAAAUGUUUAAGGCUCAUGACGAAGAGAAUAUUGAUAAGGUUCCACUAGAUGCUAUUCCUUUAAUGCUUAGAAAACUUGGUUUCAAUCCCAAGGGCGAAGAAAUUCGUCAACUUUUUGCAUUAUUUUUAGAAGACGAAUUUGUCGAUACUGUAGAAUACCACGAGUGGUUGUUCAUGAUCGAAGCCAAGAUGAAUUGGGGAGAUGACUUUGAACUUGCUGUUACCAAAGCUUUCGCUGCAUUAGGACACGAUGAUGAAGAAACAGGCUUUGCUGAUUUUGAACUCCUCAGACAAGAACUCAUGACAUGGGGAGAACCAUUAACUGAAAUAGAGUUUGCUGACUGGAUAAAGUUGGCUGUAAAAGAUAAAACGUAUAACGUCGAAGAUGGGAGAAUCUGCUAUCCGAAGUUUGUAGAAAACAUGAACAAUAAGGACGAGAGAUAUGCUAAAGAGCCGAUAAACUUUUUUAAAUUGGAUCAGAAAACGUUAGCUGCGAUGGCUAUGAAAAAGGCGCAGGAAGAAAAGGAGGAACAGGAGAAAAAAGUAGCUGAGAGACUAGCUAGAGAAGAAGCCAAGCGAUUGAAAAUGAUUGCUGAUGGAUUGUUGCCGCUGGACUAGAACGGUUUUUGCAAAUAAUUUUUAGUUUAGUCAUUAGUAACGGAAAACUAAGUGCAACUGUAAACUAACUAAAAAAGCAUAUUAAACCUUUUUAAAAUGAUUUGUAUUUGUAGCAGUGAUUAGACUUUUGAAAUAAUAUACAUAUAUGUGAAGUGAG